Messenger RNA from Tripterygium wilfordii, 1113 nucleotides. RefSeq names its product protein SRC2. Bases 40 to 867 code for a protein of 275 amino acids. The transcript has a single exon. The record is from RefSeq and is a predicted model, not a curated record. NCBI's taxonomy places the organism in Eukaryota, Viridiplantae, Streptophyta, Magnoliopsida, Celastrales, Celastraceae. Gene Ontology annotation, biological process: defense response.
UAGAUUAACCUUCAUUGUGCACAUCAGGUUACUCGGUCGAUGGCUUCUCGUUAUGAACUUGAGUUGUCUAUUACAUCAGCCAACGACCUCAAGAACAUCAACUGGCGAUACGGUCCGCUGCGUCCAUACGCCGUCGUUUGGGUUGACCCGGAAAAAAGGCGCUCUUCAAGAGUCGAUGAAGAGGGCGACAUGAAUCCCUAUUGGGAAGAGAAGCUUCUCAUACCCCUGCCACCGGGCCCCAUCGAGGCUCACACACUACACGUUGACGUCGUACAUGCAGGCGCCAAGGAGGACUUGAAGCCGCUCAUCGGCUCCGCUCGGCUCAACCUUGGCGAAUUCAUCGACGAGUUAGGCAUCGGUCAGAAAGCCAACCGUACGCUUAAGCUGAAACGUCCAUCCGGUCGCCCUCAUGGAAAGCUUGAGGUCAAGUUGGAGGUUCGAGAUCUGCGUUACCGUGAGCCGGAGUACUACACGCCGCCGUAUGGAGCUGGUGGGACGAGGGAAUACCUUCCGCCACCGCCUUCAUAUGGUGCUCCUUACGCAGCACCACCGCAAAAUCCCUACUAUGCGUCGCCGGCACCAUCGGGUUAUCCCUCCAGUGGUUACAAUUACGGUCAGCCUGCUUAUGGUAAUCCGGGUUAUGGCCAAGGGUCAUACGGUUACGCUCAGGGGAGUUACGGGCAGCCGGAGGAGAAGAAGAAGAGCAAGUUUGGAGGGAUGGGGACCGGAUUGGCUGUGGGCGUGGUUGCAGGUGCAGUGGGUGCGCUCGCAAUAGCGGAGGGUGUGGAUGCAUUCGAGGAUCACAUUGCCGAUGACGUGGCAGAAAAGGUUGAGGAAGAUUAUUAUGAUGGCGGGGAUGAUGAAUAGUUUGACCGCCGGAUUUGUUUUGUUUGGUAAUGAGAGCUUGGCUAUCUUUGUCCUUUGAUCAAUGAUUAUCCUUUGAAGCGACGUCGUUUAUGUUCUAAAAAAUUGCUUUUGUCGCCCAUAAUUUUAUGUGUUUUGUUAUGUUGUAUCACGCCAGUAGUACUGGGCAUUUAAAAUGAGAAUAAUUCCUUUGGAUAUGCUAUUACAAUGCUCUUUGUUUUAUCUAUGGAAGCCCUCUUGAAGCAGUAA